GAUUUCUCGCCAGGGAUGGUUGUAAUUGGAUUUUUUUGUCCUGUUCCUCAUUGCCUUCCUUCCUCUUCUUCGUCGUCUUCUUUGCUUAUUGUAAUCCAUGUUUCUGGGUCCCUUCGUCCUUCUCGCGAUCUCGUGGACAGGAUUAGAACGAUAACGUCAGCAUCUACCUUUGUUGUAGACAUGUUUGCCAGCAUGAGGGGAUUGGGAAGGUGGAUCUCUUUUAUUUCCAAGAGGGAGUUUUCGAAUUCCUCUUGUUUUGAAAAGGGUGCUGAGCUAAGCCAGAAAUCAUUAAACCUUUAUUCCGCGAUCAACCAAGCUCUUCACAUUGCCUUGGAAACUGAUCCACGUGCUUAUGUUUUUGGAGAAGAUGUAAGCUUUGGUGGGGUAUUCCGUUGCACAACAGGAUUAGCUGACCGGUUUGGUAAAAACAGGGUUUUUAAUACUCCACUGUGCGAGCAGGGCAUUGUUGGAUUUGGCAUUGGUCUUGCAGCAUUGGUGAGUGGCAAUAGAGCGAUUGCAGAAAUCCAGUUUGCAGAUUAUAUUUUUCCCGCUUUUGAUCAGAUUGUUAAUGAAGCUGCUAAAUUCAGAUAUCGUAGUGGGAAUCAAUUUAAUUGCGGUGGGUUAACAAUUCGAGCUCCUUAUGGAGCUGUAGGCCAUGGUGGACAUUACCAUUCUCAAUCCCCUGAAGCAUUCUUUUGCCAUGUUCCUGGUAUCAAAGUGGUCAUCCCUCGAAGUCCACAGCAAGCAAAAGGUUUGUUGCUGUCCUGCAUUCGAGAUCCAAAUCCUGUUGUAUUUUUUGAACCAAAGUGGCUUUACCGUUUAGCUGUUGAAGAAGUGCCAGAAGAUGAUUAUGUGUUGCCUCUAUCUGAAGCUGAGGUGCUGCGAGAGGGUAGGGAUAUCACACUUGUUGGAUGGGGAGCACAGUUGUCUACAAUGGAACAAGCUUGUCUUGAUGCUGAAAAAGAUGGAAUCUCAUGUGAAUUAAUAGAUCUGAGGACACUUAUACCUUGGGAUAAGGACAUGAUAGAAGCGUCUGUCAAGAAGACUGGAAGACUACUCAUUAGUCACGAAGCUCCGGUAACAGGUGGUUUUGGUGCUGAAAUCUCCGCUUCCAUUGUUGAACGCUGCUUCUCACGGUUAGAAGCUCCAAUAACAAGAAUUUGCGGUCUGGACACCCCUUUCCCUCUAGUUUUUGAACCCUUUUACAUGCCCACCAAGAAUAAGUAGUUUCUGCCAUCCGUUUGAUGCAGAUAUUGGAUGCAAUCAAAUCGACGGUAGGCUACUAAUUAUGUUGAUAUACGUUGUUUUGCCCGCCUAUAUAAUUUAAUGGCCGUUGCGCGCAUGAUCAAGGUCAACUUAUUAAGCUUGACAUUUUUAGAAUAAGAAUACUCAUUUCAUUAUAGAAUGAGUAUCAUUGUGUAGUAUAAUUUGAUUUCUUUUUGUGGAAGCAGUACAACGCGCACAAAAACUAAUCACACUUCAUAGCACGAAUGAUGUGACAACAUAAUCCUGUUUAAUUGCAAUUACAUUUAUAUUGGAUUUA
This is a messenger RNA of Prosopis cineraria, 1543 nucleotides long. Its product is annotated as 2-oxoisovalerate dehydrogenase subunit beta 1, mitochondrial. NCBI's taxonomy places the organism in Eukaryota, Viridiplantae, Streptophyta, Magnoliopsida, Fabales, Fabaceae. The record is from RefSeq and is a predicted model, not a curated record. Gene Ontology annotation, molecular function: catalytic activity. Gene Ontology annotation, biological process: branched-chain amino acid catabolic process; response to nutrient. The transcript is spliced from 14 exons. Bases 16 to 1227 code for a protein of 403 amino acids.